Salvia hispanica is the source of this 794-nucleotide messenger RNA. Its product is annotated as Histone superfamily protein. Lineage: Eukaryota; Viridiplantae; Streptophyta; Magnoliopsida; Lamiales; Lamiaceae. Gene Ontology annotation, cellular component: FANCM-MHF complex. Gene Ontology annotation, molecular function: chromatin binding; protein heterodimerization activity. The record is from RefSeq and is a predicted model, not a curated record. Gene Ontology annotation, biological process: resolution of meiotic recombination intermediates; replication fork processing.
GGGAUCUCAUCCCGAAAAAGACCUACUACUACUGUAAUGCCGAAUGCUGCAGUCAAUAAAAUAUUGAAGGAUUUUAGCGACUUUGUUUCGUCCACACGACUUCUCCUCUCUAUUUUCCCGCGCAUAAUUUGUUCUCCGCAAUUUUUUUUAAGAAUCGAGCGAUGGAGCCCUAGAAUUUCUAAUUCAAAAUCUGUAGAUUGAUUGACUGAGUGUGAGAGCAUAGAGAGGGGAAAUGGCGAGCGAUGUGGAGCGAGGAGAAGAAGAAGAAGAGGAAGAAGAAGAAUCGGCCAGCGAGCUGUUAAGGGAUCGAUUCCGCCUCUGCACAAUAUCCAUUGCCGAAACUGAAGAACAGUUAGCAAGAGAUGUAGAAUUGUUUGCACAGCAUGCUGGUCGCAAGUCUAUAAACAUGGAAGACGUCAUACUUUCUGCUCACCGCAAUGAUCAUCUGUCUGCAUCACUGAGGUCCUUCUCCAAUAAUCUAAAAGCAAAAGAACCUCAAUCUGAUCGGAAGAGAAAGAAGAUCACGAAAAAAGAAGACAAAGCUGCUAAAGAAGUGCUCCAUAUUGAUUCCUAACCUGGAACAUGUUUAGAUCUGCAUAUAUAAGCCAUUUUGCUUCACAGAUCUAAUCCCCUUUGAAACAGAUAGGAGACAAAGAAAAUGUUUAAUAUUUAUGUGAUGUGAAUCCACAGAGAAACCUAAGAUGGUGGUUGAACAGUGCCAGCAUGUCCAUUAAACAGCCAGGAAAUUAGUCUUGUUCUUACUUCAUCUUAUGUUCAAUUUUUUUACUUUCACA